Molecule: messenger RNA, 525 nt
Organism: Prunus mume (Japanese apricot)
Lineage: Eukaryota; Viridiplantae; Streptophyta; Magnoliopsida; Rosales; Rosaceae
Source: RefSeq, a predicted model, not a curated record
AACAUUUAGGCUGUAAUAGGGUGGUUCUCUGAAUCUCUUUUAAUUUACUAGAUUUAUGUCUAUUUAUAAGGAUGCAAGCAGUUAACUGUGGUUCCUGCUCUAUAUGUAGUUUAUUGCGGGUUGUGGUAAAUUUUUCGAAGGAACAGCAGAACAGAUGCAUCAGUCGCUAUGCGUGACUUUGGGUUCAUUGCCAAAGCCAACACGAGUUUACUGUGGCCAUGAGUACACAGUGAAGAACUUGCAAUUUGCUCUGACAGUUGAACCAGACAAUGAGAAAAUAAAGCAGAAGUUAUCAUGGGCACAGAAGCAGCGGGAAACAGGCCUCCCCACAGUUCCUUCAACCAUUGAGGAAGAGAUGGAGAUGAACCCUUUUAUGCGGGCUGAUCUACCAGAGCUUCAGGUUUGCGUAUUCUCCUAUAAGUUGAUAACCAUAUCAUGGUUUUCAAUUGAGAAAAAAGUAGUAAGUGAAUAUUUGGAAACUGAUGUAGCACAGUUUGUUACUAAAUUUGAAUUGAAAUGAUUAAG